Saccoglossus kowalevskii is the source of this 1203-nucleotide messenger RNA. RefSeq names its product neuronal acetylcholine receptor subunit alpha-10-like. Gene Ontology annotation, molecular function: acetylcholine-gated monoatomic cation-selective channel activity; transmembrane signaling receptor activity. NCBI's taxonomy places the organism in Eukaryota, Metazoa, Hemichordata, Enteropneusta, Harrimaniidae. Gene Ontology annotation, cellular component: postsynaptic membrane. The record is from RefSeq and is a predicted model, not a curated record. Gene Ontology annotation, biological process: monoatomic ion transmembrane transport.
AGAUGGAAAGACGAAUAUCUUGAGUGGAAUCCAGAGGAAUACCCUGGAAUUAAGGAUAUAAAAAUCCCAUCUGACUUAAUAUGGCUACCAGACUUAGCUCUCUACGACAAUGCAUACGAAGAUUAUCGAGGCAUUAUGGGUGGUCAGCUAACUGUUGUCUAUCCAAGUGGUGACGUCAUGUGGGCAGCACCACUCAUACUCACCAGUAAAUGUCAGAUUGACGUUACGUAUUUUCCUUUUGACAAACAACAAUGUCGUAUGAAAUUUGGUCCUUGGCAGUAUGAGGGGUCAGAGGUCAAUAUGAGUGGUGGAGGUAACACAUCAGUGUUCGAAAGUGAUGGAGAAUGGGAAAUGGAGCAUUUAUCGGCGAAAGCAAACACGGAAUUUUACCCAGACGCCCCAGGAAUUCCCUACACCGACAUCACAUAUACAGUGUACCUACGACGAAGACCCAUCUAUUACGUGUUCAAUUUGAUAACGCCAUGUGGACUGUUUUCAUUGGUUACUAUUCUUAGCUUUUUAAUACCAGCUGAAUCCGGUGAGAAAAUCACUCUGGGUAUCACCGUCUUGUUAUCGCUGACGGUGUUUUUGUUGUUGGUAGCAGAGACGACACCGCCAUGCAGUACUAUACCCUUAAUAGGACAGUACUAUGCUGCUACCAUGGUGAUGGUCACGUUAUCUCUUGGCAUGUCCGUCACAGUUCUCAACCUCCAUUACUGUGGGUCAGAGAGGGCGCCAGUACCAGAUAAAGUACGCAAAUUAGUGUUCGGCCAUCUUGAAAAGAUUCUACGUGUUAGAAGCAAAUAUUCAACGAAGUGCCCUCCUCUCUCACGGAUUACCACCGAAGCUGGAGUAUGUGUGAUACCCCGGAUGUUGAAGGAAAUAGACUGUGCAAUACUUAAGGCAUGUGCACUGCACGCCCACGCACUUAGAAAUAAACAUACAAACUCACAUAGCCAACUGCAGGACAGACGGAACAGUAAACGAGAAAAAGGUGUCACAAGUGGACCGGAUGACCACCUUCUAUUUCAUUUGCUUCACGAGUUUCGAAAAAUCGCCAUUCAUUUUGAAAAUAGGAACCGUCGAGAAAACGCGACAAACGAAUGGAAGAGAUUGGCAGUUGUGAUCGACAGACUGUUUAUGGUGGUGUAUAUUAUCGGAACUAUCUCUACUAUAUUGAUAAUAGUGUUUCAAAUAGGCUAG